AUGGACGUACAUGAUGGAAGCAUAAGGAACUUACUUAAUGCUAACAAUAACUUACCAGGAACUAUUAAAGCAUUUAUAAAGUCCUUUGUAAAACCUGGUGCUCUAACAUUUAGGUCUUUGAGAGCAAGAGCAUUGAAGUCAAGAGAUGCAGAAACUCCAACAGAACCUACAGAAGGAACUGAAACAACAGAAACUCCAGAAGAACCACCAAAACCAACAGCUAAUGAAAUAUUGUUCGAAUAUUUUCCAAGGUACUCUGUUCUCAUUGCAUACAUUCAAGAAAUACUUAAGAAAGCAGACUUGACUUUAGGAGAUGAUGAAAGUUCUGUAUAUCUUUCGUUCCAGUUUCAAAUAGCAGAACUUUUGAGACAGAUAUGCUUAAUGUAUGACAACAUCUCUGAUUUCACAAGAUAUGAUGACGACCAUGACCCCGAACACGGUGAAGAAGAAGUUUUACAAACAUCCAUUAAGACAGGAAAGGUUUUAACUCAAAGUCUCAUUAUUGACACCAAAGAUGGCGAAGUGGACGUUCUUCAAGAGCUGAAGAAAAAUACUUCUUCGGGAGGUGGUGGUAGGCAUGAACUUGAAAUAAAUGAGAUAGAAGAGAAAUUAGUCGAAAAAGCAGAUAAAAACCAUGUUCAUUAUAUAAGUUCAGAUGAACAGAUUAUAACGGACUAUCAUGGAUAUUUAACACAGGAUGAAAAAGUGAAGACGGAAGAUGUUAAUGAAAGAAGAUAUAAAUUCAUUCGUGCUAAAGGUUAUGACAUAAGCUGUACUGUACAGUAUGACACAGGUAAAGCACAAGAAGCAUUUGGUUAUAACGAUGAAAUUUAUGCUUCUAGUUUCUCUGUUAACGGUGUAUUAGUUGAACCAAGAUUUACAUUGAGAGUUAAGGCAAAAAUAACUUUUGAAGAUGCUAUUAAAAGUAAAGCUGACAAAGAUGAACUUGACGCAAUGAACAAAGUUUUGAAAUCUCAUAAACACAACAUCUCCGAUAUAAAUGAACUUCAAGCUACAUUAGACAGUAAAGCCGACAAGAACCAUACACAUGAAUCCUUCACUACUGUUAGAGCAGACGACAUAAUAUUGAACUAUACCCUUGGUUCAAGUGCACCUUUAGAGAAUCCAAGUACAAGCGUAAAAGAUACACUAAACUCCUUAAAUAGUAAAUGUAUGAACAUUGAAGGUCAUGUCAGAAACUUUGAAACAUAUGAACUACCAGCAAUGUUAGAUAAAAAAGCAGAUAAAGAACAUACACAUAACUCCUUCUCAACUGUUGCUAUAGAAAGUAUUGAAGGAACGGUUGGCGGAACUGGUGGGGAUGCAUUAUAUUAUAAACCUCCUAACUUUCCACAAGGUUUAACAUCGAAUGAAAACAUAACAACGAAGAAAGAAAUUAGCUGUAAAAAUGUUUAUGUCAUGGAUGAUGAAAAUAAUGUUAAAUUCACUGCUCAAGAUUUAUAUGAUAAGAAAGCAGACAAAACAGAGCUUCAAACAUUAAAGACUGAAAUACUUCAAACAUUAUAUCCUAUAGGCUCUAUUUAUACGUCAAUGAACUCAACAAAUCCAGAAACAGUUUUAGGUUUUGGUACGUGGAAGCAGAUUGUAGAUAAAUUCUUAUACUGUGCUAGAUAUUCAAAGCAAACAGGAGGUUCGAAGAAAAUUAAAGAAGCAAACCUUCCACCGCACACUCAUACAGGAACGACAAACUUUUCUGGCGACCAUAGCCACUCAUUAAGAGACCACCCAUUAUACAACUCAGAGUAUGAAGCCGGUCAUGAUGUUUUAUCUCCAUCUUAUAACAAUUCAGCAAAAAAGACUUUUCGACCAACUGAACCAGGAGGAAAUCAUUCACACACUUUCACAACAAAUCCAACAGGCUCGGGUGCAGAUUAUAUGUCACCAUUUGUGACUAUAUUCGCAUGGUACCGCGUUCAAUGA
Molecule: messenger RNA, 1941 nt
Organism: Trichomonas vaginalis G3
Lineage: Eukaryota; Parabasalia; Trichomonadida; Trichomonadidae
Product: phage tail repeat-like family
Exons: 1
Coding region: 1-1941 (646 amino acids)
Source: RefSeq, a predicted model, not a curated record